Molecule: messenger RNA, 1563 nt
Organism: Thrips palmi
Lineage: Eukaryota; Metazoa; Arthropoda; Insecta; Thysanoptera; Thripidae
Source: the annotation of a RefSeq genome assembly
UUGGUAAUAUCAAAAAAAUUUUUUAAAAACUUAGAAAAAUGAUUGUUUUCAACUAAUCAUAAAGAUAUCGGAAUUCUAUACUUCAUUUUUGGAUUUUGAUCUGGGAUAAUAGGUUUAUCUCUUAGAAUAAUUAUUCGAUUAAAUUUACGAACAUCAAUAAAAUUAUAUGUCAAUAACGAUCAAUUUUAUAAUUCAAUUGUUACAGCACAUGCUUUUAUUAUAAUUUUUUUUACAGUUAUGCCAAUUAUAAUUGGAGGUUUUGGUAAUUGAUUAGUACCAUUAAUAUUAGGAGCUCCCGAUAUAGCAUUUCCACGAUUAAAUAAUAUAAGAUUUUGACUUCUUCCACCUUCUUUAACCCUCUUAAUUAUGGGUUUAUAUAAAGAAGGAGCAGGAACAGGAUGAACAGUUUAUCCACCUUUAUCAACAUUUUAUCAUGCUGGAAUUUCAGUAGAUUUAACAAUUUUUUCUCUCCAUUUAGCUGGGGUAUCCUCAAUUUUAGGAGCAUUAAAUUUCAUCACUACAAUUUUAAAUUUAAAAAAUAAAAAUCUUUCAAGAGAAAAACUUAGAUUAUUUGUGUGAUCAGUUAUAUUAACAGCAAUUCUUCUGCUUUUAUCUUUACCUGUUCUUGCAGGAGCCAUCACAAUACUUUUAACAGACCGAAAUUUAAACACAUCAUUCUUUGAUCCAAGGGGAGGAGGAGAUCCAGUACUUUACCAACAUCUAUUCUGAUUUUUUGGUCACCCAGAGGUUUACAUUUUAAUUUUACCAGGAUUUGGAUUAAUUUCUCAUAUUAUUACACAAGAAAGAAAUAAAGAAAGAACUUUUGGAUUACUAGGAAUAAUCUAUGCAAUAAUAGCCAUUGGGUUUUUAGGCUUUAUUGUUUGAGCUCAUCAUAUAUUUACAAUUGGUAUAGACGUAGAUACACGAGCUUACUUUACAUCAGCAACAAUAAUCAUUGCAGUUCCAACAGGAAUUAAAAUUUUUAGAUGACUAGCAACAUUUUGUGGAUCUAAGACAGAUAUAAAAAUUUCAACUCUUUGAAGAAUCGGAUUUGUAUUUUUAUUCACGUUAGGAGGAUUAACAGGAGUAAUAUUAUCUAAUUCUUCAAUCGACAUUGUUCUUCAUGAUACUUAUUACGUUGUAGCACAUUUCCAUUAUGUAUUAUCAAUAGGAGCAAUCUUUGCUAUCUUUGCAGGAUUCAUUCAUUGAUAUCCAUUAUUUACAGGUCUAAUACUUAAUAAAAAAUGACUUAAAAUCCAUUUUUAUAUUAUAUUUUUUGGAGUUAACUUAACCUUUUUUCCUCAACACUUCAUAGGUUUAAUAGGUAUACCUCGACGAUAUUCAGACUACCCAUUUUUGUUUGAAAUUUGAAAUAAAAUAUCUAGAUUUGGAUCAGUAGUAAGAUUAACAGCAACAAUUUAUUUCAUUUUUAUUUUAUGGGAAAGAAUAAGAAGAAAACGUAUUCCAAUUAUAAUUAAUAAAAAUAGAUGAUCAGUUGAGUGAAAUAAAUCAACACCAACAAAAGAACAUUGCUUUUUAGAAACACCUAAAUUAUUUUACUAA